CUUAAAAGUCAUGGUCGUCCCAAUGCCAGGGACUGAAGGACCCUCACUUGGAUUCUUUACACAAGAAGAUCGGAUAUCACCACUUGGAUUCCUUAUUGGAUUUUUUUAUAUGCUUUUGAAUCAUAAGCAUGCAGUCCAUCAGAGACUUGACGCCCAACUUCAGUGCCCCCCCGUCGUCCACCAUGGCUCCCGGUGGUGAUGCUUACCUCCAGGGUAACAUCCGUUUGACUUUGGAGGACCCUAACCUGUGGAGGACGUUUCACGAUAUCGGAACAGAGAUGAUCAUCACCAAACCUGGCAGGAGGAUGUUUCCGCACUGCAAAGUGAAUCUAUCCGGUUUAAUUCCAUGUGCCAAGUACAUUUUACUGGUGGACAUGGUCCCAGAAGAUGGCUUUAGAUACAAGUGGAAUAAAGAGAAAUGGGAAGUGGCGGGAAAAGCGGAGCCUCAGCCUCCGUGUAGAACUUACCUGCAUCCCGACUCUCCCGCUCCGGGGAGCCACUGGAUGAAGCAGUCCAUCUCGUUCCUUAAGCUCAAGCUCACUAACAAUACGCUCGACCAGCACGGCCAUAUUAUUUUACACUCAAUGCAUCGCUACCACCCUCGCUUCCACAUUGUUCAGGCCGAUGACCUGUUCAGCGUCCGCUGGGGUGUUUUCCAGACCUUCACAUUCCCGGAGACAUCCUUCACAGCAGUCACCGCCUACCAGAACACAAAGAUCACCAAACUGAAGAUCGAUCACAACCCGUUCGCCAAAGGUUUCCGUGAUGAAGGCACAACAAAGAAAAGGCGUGCAAGCAAGAACCCAAGCGGUCUGGAGAAGCCAGCAAAGAUCUCAGAAAUGAACAGAGACUCAGAAGAGGACACUCCAUCAGAAUUCUGCCGCUCCUCCUUUGAGGGUUACGAGGGAGAUGAAGCGGAGCUCCAAAAGAGGAAGGAUGCAGAUGAGAUCAAGGAGGAACGCUACUCGCCCUGGUCUGCAGAGCGAGAGCACAGCAUGAGGAACGGAUCUCCUCCUGCUGCUGAUUCUCGGGACCUUUACAGUACAGAGCAGCUGGUUCCUGCUCCGGCAUCGUACCAGCCUUACAGGUUCCACGAGUAUGGAAAGUCGCCUUCCCCGUCUUCCAGUGUCGGCAGCAGUACCAGUGGAUCAGGGCGCAGCAAUUUCGAAUCCAGGGUCCCCGAUGUCGCCACAGUCCCUGAUCAUGACUCGUCAAAACCCCGCACUCAUGAGGUCACCGCUUCGCCCUGCGUCCCCCAGGAUUACCCCGCGGUGCUCAACAUGAGCAUGGCCCCAACAGGCAAGCCGGGCGUGAUCGGCCACCACAUCUACAACCACUACAGCGCCGAGCAGCCCCUGGCUCAGUGGAGCAGCUCCGGUCCAGCCCAGUACCCGCCGCCUCCUCACCACCUCACCACCGACUACACCACGCAGGCCGUGCACCACGGCUACCACCACAGCAACGUGGCCGAGUGGAGCCAGUACCCACUCUUCUCCUAUUCUUGCUGGUGAGGGCAUCAGAGUGAUGUCCUCCACGCUUCUUCUGCUCCUUCAUGUUACCACAGUGUUGCUCUCUUCAAGCCGCUAGACACGGGGCGUGCCCCUUAAAGGGCCGCCAUGAGAAUACAACACCUGCUGAUGGACUCGCUAUAAUGACUAAAGUGUGCAAUGCCAUACUGAGGAAUUGUUUUAUUGUUGAGUUGUCUAUUUAUUUUGUAUUUCAUUCCAUCCUCAAGUGAAUAUAUUAUUUUUGUAAAAAAAAAACAAAACAUAAAACCCAAGUGUGCAAUUUAUUUC
Messenger RNA from Doryrhamphus excisus (bluestripe pipefish), 1796 nucleotides. It is a transcript of the gene tbx16, whose product is annotated as T-box transcription factor 16. Gene Ontology annotation, cellular component: chromatin; nucleus. The record is from RefSeq and is a predicted model, not a curated record. Gene Ontology annotation, biological process: heart morphogenesis; pattern specification process; regulation of transcription by RNA polymerase II. Gene Ontology annotation, molecular function: DNA-binding transcription factor activity, RNA polymerase II-specific; RNA polymerase II cis-regulatory region sequence-specific DNA binding. NCBI's taxonomy places the organism in Eukaryota, Metazoa, Chordata, Actinopteri, Syngnathiformes, Syngnathidae.